GUUGCACAUAGGCAAAGGGGUGCAGCUGGAGUGCAAAGGAGAAGGGGACGUGUGGGUUCGGUGCCUCAGCGACCACGCUGUCUUCGUUCAGAGCUACUACCUGGACAGGGAAGCAGGACGUGCCCCAGGGGAUGCUGUCCACAAGAUCUACCCCAGUGCAUACAUCAAGGUGUUUGAUUUACGCCAGUGUCAUCGUCAGAUGCAACAACAGGCUGCCACUGCCCAAGCUGCUGCUGCUGCUCAGGCUGCUGCAGUAGCUGGGAACAUCCCUGGACCAGGAUCAGUAGGUGGAAUAGCCCCAGCCAUCAGUCUCUCGGCCGCCGCCGGCAUCGGCGUCGACGACCUCCGCCGCUUGUGCAUCCUCAGGAUGAGCUUUGUCAAAGGUUGGGGCCCCGACUACCCCAGGCAGAGCAUCAAGGAGACCCCUUGUUGGAUUGAAAUCCACUUACACCGUGCCCUCCAGCUCCUAGAUGAAGUCCUUCAUACCAUGCCUAUCGCAGACCCACAACCUUUAGACUGA
Molecule: messenger RNA, 520 nt
Organism: Merops nubicus (carmine bee-eater)
Lineage: Eukaryota; Metazoa; Chordata; Aves; Coraciiformes; Meropidae
Product: mothers against decapentaplegic homolog 4-like
Exons: 3
Biological process (GO): SMAD protein signal transduction; BMP signaling pathway; regulation of transcription by RNA polymerase II
Cellular component (GO): heteromeric SMAD protein complex
Molecular function (GO): RNA polymerase II cis-regulatory region sequence-specific DNA binding; DNA-binding transcription factor activity, RNA polymerase II-specific; I-SMAD binding
Source: RefSeq, a predicted model, not a curated record